Trematomus bernacchii (emerald rockcod) is the source of this 1140-nucleotide messenger RNA. Its product is annotated as D(4) dopamine receptor-like. The transcript has 5 exons. Gene Ontology annotation, cellular component: plasma membrane. Gene Ontology annotation, biological process: adenylate cyclase-inhibiting dopamine receptor signaling pathway; adenylate cyclase-activating adrenergic receptor signaling pathway. The record is from RefSeq and is a predicted model, not a curated record. Lineage: Eukaryota; Metazoa; Chordata; Actinopteri; Perciformes; Nototheniidae. Gene Ontology annotation, molecular function: G protein-coupled receptor activity; dopamine neurotransmitter receptor activity, coupled via Gi/Go. Bases 1 to 1140 code for a protein of 379 amino acids.
AUGGCUGGGAACCUGAGCGGAGAGGUGGCCCCGGAGGCGGCCUCGGGGGGCCACAACGUGCCGGCCCUGGUGGUCGGGGUGCUGCUGAUCGUGGUGAUCAUCGGCGGGAACCUGCUGGUGUGUCUCAGCGUGAUGACGGAGAAGGCGCUGAAGACCACCACAAACUACUUCAUCGUGAGUCUCGCGGUGUCGGAUCUGAUGCUCGCGGUGCUCGUGCUGCCACUCUUUGUGUAUUCCGAGUUCCAGGACGGCGUGUGGACCCUCAGCACCUCGGUCUGUGACUACCUGAUGAUGAUGGACGUGAUGCUGUGCACCGCCUCCAUCUUCAACCUCUGCGCCAUCAGCGUCGACAGGUUCAUCGCUGUAGUCAUCCCUCUGAACUACAACAGGAAGCACGUGGACAUGCGUCAGACGGUGCUGCUGUCGGCCACCUGGGUCGUGGCGCUGGCCGUGGCGUCGCCCGUCGUGUUCGGCAUCAACAACGUGCCGGGCCGCGACCCCACCGAGUGCAAACUGGAGAACGACGACUACGUGCUGUACUCGUCCGUGUGCUCCUUCUUCAUCCCGUGUCCCAUCAUGCUGCUGCUGUACUGCGGCAUGUUUCGAGGCCUGAGGCGAUGGGAAGAAGCUCGGAGAGCCAAGCUGAAGAACAGUAUUCUGGACUGCCGAAAACUUCAAGAAGCGGCCGCCGCGCUGCCGGCGCUCGCCGCUCUGCCGCCAUUACUGCCGCCCGUCAUCAGAGAGAGGGAGCUGACAGAGAGUCCGGAGCAGCGGUCCACCUUCAAGUCCUCGGAGUUAAAGGGCCCCGUGCCCACCGUCAGCUUCUCAGAGAUCAAGUACAGCCAGGAGCCUCGCCGGAGGAAAACGGCUAAGAUCAACAACCGGGAGAGGAAGGCCAUGAAGGUACUUCCUGUCGUUGUAGGUGCCUUCCUGUUCUGCUGGACUCCGUUCUUCGUGCUUCACACGGUGAGAGCUCGAUGUCAGGACUGCUACGUUCCUCCGGCUCUGAUGAGCGUGGUGACGUGGCUCGGAUACUUCAACAGCGCCCUGAACCCCGUCAUCUACACCGUGUUCAACACCGAGUUCAGGAAGUUCUUCAAGCGGUUCCUGCACAGCUGCUUCUCCAAGAACGCCUCAUGA